AUGAAUUUUCAAGAAUUUGAAGAGAAACGUUCAAAAUUAAAUUUAUCACAUGGUUAUACAGUUAAAAGAGAUAAAGGUAAAUAUUAUUUAUCACAGAUUAAAAAACAACAAUAUCCAAUAAUGAGAUUAAUCGAUCAACCAUUAUCAAAUUUACAUUUUGCAUUUCCAUUACAUAUCAAUUGUCCAUUUUCAGAUAUUUUAGAAAAUUUUACAAGUAAAAUUCAACAAUCUGGUCUAGUUCAAAAAUGGUUUUAUGAUUCGAUUUUUGAAUGUCAUCAAUAUGAUUUUCUAAAUUAUAUUGAAGAAACAACAACUAUAUCUGAAAAUGAAUGUAAUAUUGGUUCUAUUAGUUGUUUUAGACAAAUAACAUUGAAUUAUUUACAAAGUGCAUGGAUGUUAUUAAUGGUUCUUUUAAAAAAAUUAUUUGAAAAAUAUUGUCGCAAAAAAAAGCAAUUAAAACCUGGAGAAAUCUUAGAUCAAGUAAUCUCACAAUCGUCAUCUUCAGAAUGUCUUUUAUAUAAGUUAGCUGAUUACAAAAGGGGAGGGGAUCUCAUCGAUGCAAUUCAAAUAUCCGGUUCUCUUGCCGUUGAACAAUUAAUCCGAGAACAGUUUGGUGUUUUUCUUUAUAAUAAUGGUAAAGGUGAAAUUAUCAAUAGAGCAGAAUUUUUAAAAUGGAAAUAUCGAGAUAAUAAAACAGUCAUAAUACCAAUUGAGAAAUCAUUAUCAUCACAUGAUCCGUUAGGUAAAUGGGUCGAUCAUAAAGCAUGUUGGCAAAUGCAAUAUCGUGGCUCAUUGGGUGAAACUUUAUUACAUGUACUUAUUAUAUGUGAUACAAAAAUACAUACAAAAUUAGCUCGUAUACUAUUAAAAGCAUUCCCAUCGAUGGCAAUCGAUAUUAUAGAAGGUGAAGAAUAUUUAGGUGCAAGCGCCUUACAUUUAGCUAUUGCGUAUAGUAACAGUGAUUUGGUAGCUGAUUUAAUUGCAGCUGGAGCAAAUGUUCAUCAGCGAGCUUUGGGGAGCUUUUUUUUGCCGAGAGAUCAACAACGCGAUCAUCCAGCAAAACAUACUGACUAUGAAGGUUUGGCAUAUAUGGGUGAAUACCCGUUGGCAUGGGCUGCAUGUUGCGCUGAAGAAACAGUAUACAAUUUAUUAAUUGAUGCUGGAGCAGAUCCAGAUGCACAAGAUUCAUUCGGUAACAUGAUAUUACAUAUGGUUGUCGUAUGUGACAAAUUGGAUAUGUUUGGUUAUGCUUUACGUCAUCCCAUAACAUCAGCUAAAAAUGGAAUAUUAAACAAACAAGGAUUAACACCAUUAACAUUAGCAUGUAAACUUGGGCGAGCAGAAGUUUUUCGUGAAAUGUUGGAACUUUCCUCAAGAGAAUUUUGGAGAUAUAGUAAUAUUACUUGUUCCGGAUAUCCAUUAGCUGCUCUAGACACUCUUCUGCCAGAUGGAAGGACAAAUUGGAAUUCAGCUCUUUUUAUUAUUCUAAAUGGAACUAAAGAGGAACAUCUAGAUAUGUUAGAUGGAGGAAUUAUACAGCGUCUUCUUGAAGAGAAGUGGAAAACAUUUGCUCACAGACAAUUUCUUAAAAGACUAUUAAUUUUGUUUGUACAUUUAUUUUUUCUGUCGUGUUCGGUUUAUUUAAGACCCGAAAAUAAUGAAACAGCUAAUGCAGAAAAAGAAAAGGAAGAGAACGAUAACGAUUAUGAUAUUCGGCAACUAAUGAGAUACGCGUGUGAAAUGACAACUUUAAUUGGUGUAAUCAGUUUUGUUGUAUUUCAACAAGGUGAUGAGAUAAAAAAUCAAGGAUUUCAAGCUUUCUUAAAACAAUUGAGAAAUGCGCCAGCAAAAGCAAUUUUUUUGGUAUCAAAUUUGCUAAUUAUUUCAUGCAUACCAUUCCGUAUCAUGGGGGAUGUAGAAACUGAAGAAGCUAUUUUAAUUUUAGCCGUUCCAGGAAGUUGGUUUUUAUUAAUGUUUUUUGCAGGAGCCAUCCGUUUGACAGGUCCAUUUGUUACUAUGAUUUAUUCAAUGUUAACUGGUGAUAUGUUUACUUUCGGCAUUAUUUAUUCAAUUCUUUUAGUAGGAUUUUCUCAAGCAUUUUACUUUCUGUACAAAGGGCAUCCGGAAAGAGAAAAAUCUCUCUUCAAUAACUUUGGAAGUACAUGGAUGGCUUUAUUUCAUACCACUUUAGGUGAUUAUAAUUAUCCAGAACUAAAUCAAACCUCAUAUCCGAAUUUGGCGAAAAGUGUUUUUGUUAUAUUUGUAAUUUUUGUUCCUAUUUUGCUGUUGAACAUGUUAAUCGCUAUGAUGGGCAACACAUAUGCUUUGGUUAUUGAAAGAUCUGAAAAAGAGUGGAUGAAACAAUGGGCAAAAAUUGUUGUUACGUUAGAAAGAGCAGUACCACAAGCGGAUGCGCAAAAAUAUUUAGAAGCAUAUUCCAUUCCGCUAGGUACAACUGACGAUGGUCAAGAACAAAGAGGUGUGAUGGUUAUAAAAAGUAAAAGUAAAACUCGAGCCAAACAGAGAAAAGGUGCACUUAAUAAUUGGAAACGAGUCGGACGGGUUACAUUAGCUGCAUUAAAAAAGAAAAACUUAUCGGGAGAACAAAUGCGACGACAAAUGUGGGGAACAGGAGUAAACACUUCUCCAGCUAAAGUGAGUUCAAGGAAAACUCGGGACCCUCAAGAUAUUUUAUAUGAAACAAAUAGUGCAAUGUACGCCGUAGCUGAUGCUUGCUUAUUUACUCAUGAUAUUUUAAUAGCACCUGAAGCCCCCAAAGAACAACCACUACCAGAACAAGAAAAAAAGAAGAAAAAGAAAGGAAAACAAGUGUCAAAAAUUAAUUUGCAAGCAACUAAAACCACUUUUAAUGUUGAUCCCAAUACUGGGGAACUAAAACGCACUACUGAAAUUAUAGGAGACCCUUUAAGAGAUCUUGUUUUAAUGUCGGAGAAGGAAGCAGAGGAAACAGAUCCUACCCAAAUACAAACAUUAGCUCAUCGCGCAUCCCUAAUUGGUAGCGAAGAAAUAAAAAUACAAGUAGUUACUCCAGCUGUUCAACCAAGUCAGCCAUCAACUCCAACAAGUUUAGCACCACCACAACCCUUACCAUCAAUUACACCGCCACCUUUACCUUCAACACCACCACCUACAAUUACAACCACACCUGCUUUAAAAUCAGAAACACCAACACUGACUCCUCAACAAGCCAAUUUACCCGAAAAUCAAAUGACAGACAAUUUACACGCCAUGUUUACUGAAGCUACUCUAGAUCCUGAAAAAGAAAAAGAAUUUUACCGAAAGCUUGAAGCUCUUGAAGAUACUGAUGAUAGUGAUGCACUUAUUGAGCGUCCACCUCUCGGCAGAAUAUCUUUGAUCCGUCGAGCUAAGUCUGCUAUAUCAAAAAGUUCCGCCCAAAGGUCGGCACCCAAUGAUAAAUUGACUUCUAGUUUUAAUUUUGCUUGGGAUUCACAAACCCCAAAAGUUGCUUUCCGACCAGUACAGGAAUCUGUAAUUCAAAUUGAAGAUUACAAGGAUGAGAAUGAAAUCGUUACAGUAGAUGAUGUAAAACAAAAAAUGAAUGAAUUUCAUUUGAGAAGACGACCCGACUUGGAACGUGAAUUUCGUGUUAAAAAAUCAAGAGGACCAAGAUAUAAGAACAAAGUUUCGCCGGAAAAUACUGCCAACGAGGGCAGAUAUAAAUCAGGAUCACAUUCUCAAUCAAGUGAUGAAGCACACAAUCCCUUAGAACCCUGGAGCACCAGAAAUUUACAAAACAUUAAUCAAAUUUUAAAGCAAAAAUGAAGUUCUGUUUACAAUAGUUUUUAAGAUAAAAAUCAUUCGUGC
Molecule: messenger RNA, 3846 nt
Organism: Condylostylus longicornis
Lineage: Eukaryota; Metazoa; Arthropoda; Insecta; Diptera; Dolichopodidae
Exons: 7
Coding region: 1-3804 (1267 amino acids)
Biological process (GO): calcium ion import across plasma membrane
Cellular component (GO): membrane
Molecular function (GO): protein binding; calcium channel activity
Source: RefSeq, a predicted model, not a curated record